Molecule: messenger RNA, 2190 nt
Organism: Durusdinium trenchii
Lineage: Eukaryota; Dinophyceae; Suessiales; Symbiodiniaceae
Source: the annotation of a GenBank genome assembly
AUGACCGAUGAGAGCUCAAGUGCCAGUGGGAAGCAAAAGCUCUUUACCUACACAGGAAUGCUUUUGGUUGGCUUGAUGAUAUCACAGGCAGCCGCAGGCCACCUGAGCGUUACUCAAUAUUCCAUGUAUGGCCGAGUGGUUGGGCUCUUGACAAUGUUUUCCUUGUCGUUCCUGAUGGUCGGUGUGGGCCAUGAGUUCGUGAUUGAGAGAAGUAAGCUUGGGACAUAUGCACGGGACUACAUUGUUGCCAUGUCAGCAGCCGGUCUACCUUGGAUUUUUGUUGCCCUUUGGUUGCACUUUGCUUUGCCCAACUCAGGCCUUGCCUGGGGCUCAGCUUUGUUGAUGGCCAGAUUUGCAGCACCAACUAGUGCGGGCAUUCUCUUUAAUAUGCUGGAAGCUGCUGGCUUCAAAGAAACGUGGUUGUUCAAGAAAGCCCAAGUCCUUGCAAUCUUUGAUGACCUCGAUACAAUCCUGCUGAUGAUACCGUUAAAGAUGUAUUUGGUGGGCUUCAAAUGGGAGCUCUCAAUCGAUGCGGUCUUUGUCACUACUUGCUUGUUGCUUGCAUGGCAGAAUCUUCAUCAGAUUCGGCUUCAGAGCUCAUGGAGGUGGACGAUGAUGUACUCCGCCUUGAUCACCGCAGCUUGUGAAGGUCUUUGCUUUUACACGAGCGGACGGGUUCACAUAGAGGUCCUGCUCCCGGCCUUCGUCAUUGGUGUCAUUGCGAUCUCCUUGGGACUUGGCAUGCAAGGACCUGCCGUGGCCGUUGCAGUUCUCAGCCUGGCGGCCAAUUUAGUCCUUUCAACUGGCUUCAUUAUGGCCAUCGACCGAUUGAUGCGGAAGCAGCUGCCCGGGACUGCAGAGCCUACUGGCAAACCUUCAGGGGCAGCUGCACUUUCCAGGAAGCAGUUGAAGCGACAACCAGGUUACCUGGUCAAUGGUGCAGCUAGAGGCCUCAGAGGACAGAACGUCAGAGGUGCCUACGCUGGCUUGGCACCGCUGCGUGUGAGCUGCACCUUUGCUGCAGAUCAGGUGGCAAGUGUGGCAAGCCUUCCUGAUAUGGCCAUGAAGGCCGUCAAUGAGCAGUGUAAAGCUGCGUUGACAUUGUUGAGAAGCUGUUCCAAAGCAGAAGAGGAGAAGCUUGGCAAGCGACACUGUGCGGAGAAAAUCUUGUUCGUCCAAGAGCAGCUUCGUUGUUGUCGUGAAAAAAUUGAGGCGACCAAGGUGACCGAGGCCUCAAUCGAGGGCCUCAAGCAGGCGGAGAAAGAGCUUCAGAGUUGCGCCCAAAAAUUUGGAGUCAAGCUGAAGCCACCAAAGGGGCUUUUUCCACGAGGCUUGCAACAAUUUCAGUACUUCCACGCUGUGGAUGCAGCAUCUGCUGAUCAAGGCCAAAAUGGCUUGGAAAGAAACUUGCUCAUUGUCCUGCAUGGAUUUGGUGGCAGAAAGGAACCUUUCUCGAAUCUGCCUCAAAAGCUAUCCUUGCCAAUGACGUCGUUUCUGGUUUUCGAUGCCCCUCAGGCCCUGCCAGAAGAGCUCUUAGAUGAUCCACCAGGCUACAGUUGGUUCGAUAUGUUCGAUGAGCAGACUGGAGAUUUCAUCCAAGCUUCCGAGGGCGAAUCACGGCGGAUUGAUUCGCUGGAAGGUAGUGUUGAACUACUUUGGCAGUCAGUGAACGUGCUGAUCACCUACUGCGGUUGGAAGCAGGAUGAGCUCUUUCUGUUUGGGUAUGGUCAAGGAGGCACCGUGGCUUUGGACACGGUCCUUGGGCCAUCACAUACACCUUGUGGGUUUGGUGGGGUCAUUGCUGUUGCGAGUGAAGUACUUCCUGAACGAAUCGCACAUCUAGAUGCAAGAGGAGGACGAGAAGUAGCCGUCUUACUCAUAAAUGGUGCGAUGGACAGGGAUGUCAGCAGAAAGGCGGCUGAAGCAUCUGCGCAGAAGCUCCGCCAGGCGGGAAGCAAUGUGCAGCUUUGCGUCUUCUCAGAUCGAGGGUCUGAGAUGUUACGUGGAUAUCAUGCUGAAGAGUCAAUAUGCUUCAUGACAUUUUUUUCUGAUCACAUGAAUGGAGUUGGCCGCAAAGGAAGUGAAGAAGCAAUGCGCAAGAUAGGUGCUGAACCAGUGCUGGGCGAAGCGCCUGUUCGAACGAACUCAGCGGAGGUUUCAUCAGCACAUUCGCUGAAUGAGAUGGACUGA